This is a messenger RNA of Labrus mixtus (cuckoo wrasse), 4767 nucleotides long. It is a transcript of the gene tnfrsf21, whose product is annotated as tumor necrosis factor receptor superfamily, member 21. The transcript has 6 exons. The record is from RefSeq and is a predicted model, not a curated record. Gene Ontology annotation, biological process: signal transduction; oligodendrocyte apoptotic process; negative regulation of T cell proliferation. Bases 569 to 2668 code for a protein of 699 amino acids. Gene Ontology annotation, molecular function: protein binding. Lineage: Eukaryota; Metazoa; Chordata; Actinopteri; Labriformes; Labridae.
GGAUUGGCGCUCAGGCACAGCACACUACCAUUACGGUUUCAGGCUUCAGGGGGACAUGGGGGAUUUGGGCCUGCUAGGUUCAACUUGGAGUCAAAUGCUUGCUUCCCCGAUCACCAUACAAACCGGGCUCAACACGUGCAGCACUAUUCAAGAGCUCCCGUUGGCUGAGGCUCGUCGCUAGGCCCCGCCCCUCUGCCUGUACGUCACCGCGGCAGUAUGUGAGGCGCUCUGCAGCGCUGCAGGAGAGCCGCACUGCACAGUGCGACUCAGGACUGGGCGAGGCGCUGAUCCCGGUGUUUGCCCUCAUCCAUCAUCGAUAUGGAAAUUACCAGAGCCUUCUUUCGGAACCAAGCCCUGAACCCUCACCACCGGAGUCCGCUCCAACUAGAGACACGGACUACUAAACACUGUAGUUGAGAGUGUCGCUGCACCAGAGCCCGGCUCGGUUUCUCUCCUCCAGUCAAAUGAAGAGGAUAAUGGUGAUGAUGAUUAGACACAGCUCCAGAUGAAAAGUGUCUCUCCCGGAAACAACUUGUGACCCUUUAUCUGCGGUUUCUGAAUCAGGACCAUGCCUGCCAUGUGUGUGUCUGCAGUGCUCCUAUAUACCUUGCUGGUUGACAUUUCAGCCCGGGUUUUGACCCCAACCAGCCCAGCUGACCAGCCCCCCCUCUCUCCCCGCCACUAUCAGCACACUGACCCUGAAUCUGGCACCCAGCUGGUCUGUGACAAGUGCCCAGCAGGCACCUAUGUUUCCAUCCACUGCUCACUCACAGCAGUCAGGGAGUGCAGCCCCUGCCCUGAAGGCACCUUUACCCGCGGUGAGAACGGGGUCCAGCAAUGCCAUCACUGUCGGGCUCCGUGUCCUGCAGGCUUCGUUGAAAAAGAAUCCUGCACGACCACCCAGGACCGAGUCUGCACAUGCCCCCCCAACAGCUUUUUACCAAGGGAUCGGGGCACAGAGUGUAAGCUCCACUCGCUGUGUCCACCAGGGACCAGGUUGAAGAAGCGGGGCAGUGAAACAGAGGACGUACUCUGUAAGCCGUGCAUCAAGGGGACUUUCUCAGAUGUGGACUCCAAAGCGGUGAAGUGUAGAACCCACACAGACUGCCAAGCUCAGGGCCUGCUGCUGAUCACACCAGGAACUAAAUAUACAGAUAACAUCUGUCAGAACCUUUCUACAGUCCCCUUUUCCUCGUCAUCUACAUCCAUGGCACCCACCACCCUACUUGUGCCUACACAUGCUGUGCUCGUAGAAGAACCCAUGACUUCAUCAUCACUAUUACCACCAGCUGGAGCUGCACUGAAAGGAAUUUCCAGGAAGUCAGCAGCUAUUCAACUAUCAAGAGAGAAAUUGGUUGGAGGCGACCAUCCUGCAGAGACGCCUCCACUUAGUGAACUUGGCACUCCCAAUCCACAAAUUGGGGACCCCCCAUUGAUGCCACUGCUCCCACCUCACAAGCAGCUGAUACACCAAGAACAGCAAUCUAGUUCUAGCCCAGUGCCAGACCCAAGCAAGAGGGGGAUGAUAGAGGCUUUUGAGGGUGCAGAGGUAGUCAAGGUUGGAAUAGGUAUCAGCAAGGUAGAUGGGCAGGGGAGCAGAGGUGGUGGAAGUGGGGUCUCCAGCUACUAUAAGCCCACCCGCAGGGGAUCCCCAAGGCCAAGCCCCCAGCAUCACUUUGACAUCAACGAGCAUCUCCCCUGGAUGAUAGUGCUGCUGCUCCUUCUGGUGCUGGUGGUAAUCGUGGUCUGCAGUGUGAAUCGCAGCUCUCGUGUGCUUAAGAAGGGCCCCGUGCAGGACCCCAGCAGCAUUAUGGAGAAGGCCAUUCAGAAGAAAGCUUCGGCUCCUGUAACGCAGGUCAAAGAGAAGUGGAUCUACUACUCCAACGGUCAGGGCGUUGAUAUCUUGAAGCUGGUGGCGGCCAAUGUGGGUACACAGUGGAUCGACAUCUAUCAGAUGCUGGCCAAUGCCACUGAGAGGGAGGUGGCAGCCUUCUCCAACGGCUACUCAUCAGAUAAUGAGCGAGCGUACGCUGCCCUGCAGCACUGGACCAUCCGGGACAGCGAAGCCAACCUGGCCAAGCUUAUAAAUGCCCUUCACCGACAGCGACGCAUUGAUGUGGUGGAGAAGAUCCGCUGUGUCCUGGAGGACAACCCACAGUGUGACAUCAACCAGCUGAUGGCCUCAGUGAAUGUAAGCCAAAGUCUCAGCCCGAUCCACAAGCCAACAGAGUCUCCCAGCAGCAUCGGCAGUGGCUCCCACAGCAGCAGCAGCAGCAGUUGUGGGAGCGUGGGCCGGGUCAGCGGUGUCGCCCUGGAGCAGUCACCGGUGGAUCGCAUCAAAGGCUUCUUCCCCGAUGAAUCGGAGCCCUUGCUUCGCUGUGACUCCACCUCCAGCAAAGACUCUGCUCUCAGCAGGAAUGGCUCCUUCAUUACCAAAGAGAAGAAAGACACUGUGCUCAGGCAGGUGCGCCUCGACCCGUGUGACCUGCAGCCCAUCUUUGAUGACAUGCUGCACAUCCUGAACCCGGAGGAGCUGCACCUCAUCGAGGAGAUCCCGGCUGCCGAGGACAAGCUGGGCCAGCUGUUUGAGAUCGCAGGAAUCAAGAGUCAGGAGGCGAGCCAGACUCUGCUGGACUCAGUCUACAGCCACCUCCCUGACCUCUUGUAGUGGGCGAGAAGGAAUACUGAGGAUGAAUAGCAACACAGAAUAAAAUGAAACAAAGGGAUUUCUGGUUCACUUUAAGCAUGGGUUUAUAUCUGGAUGGACACAUUCUGAUGUUACUCUGAGGCCACAUAUGAGCUUGGUGUUUUAAAUAAGGUCACUUGAAUGACUCUCCUCAAUAUUUACCCUCCAUCUUCUUCUGUGUACACACUGUCACUCCUUCCAAUCAACUUCUUUUUCUGACAUGCUGCCGGGUCAAAGCUCAAAGAACUCUCAGUGUAACAGUAAAGGAGUGGUUUUUAAACUUUCUCACAUUAGGUACAGCCUCGUGUGAUCUGCUGUCGCACAAGUAUUGUGAAAUGAUUAACGAGCAAAAAGAGUCUCUGUGUGUACCGAGGGUAUAGCUGAAUAUAUGGAAAACACAAGAUGCACUUUCUCUAGCUUAACCAGCCAAUGCCUUCACUUUGUAAAGGAUUAAUCAUGUAUGUUUUGCCAAUCAUUCAGGCGCUGCCUUGCCUUUAAAAAAAGAAUAACUUACAGCUGACUUGAUUGCAAGACGGAGAACAUCACAUGAGCUCAAACCUCUGAAUGACACUUCUUUUCUUCUUUACUGUUUUACAUGGUGUAUAGUCAAUCACAUGAGUCCUGUGGCUUAGCUUAUUUCAUGUCUCUUCUCUUGAGCCUCCUGCCUUUUCUUCUCGCCUCCUCCUCCUCCCUUUUGCCUGUUCCUCGAGCAGACCCUCGGUGGGGUCUUUGCGUUGUAGCUUGUAACCACUUUGCCAGACCAGCAGGGGGCGCUGAUUGAAUAGAGGGGGGCUGACCCUGCUGCUCUGGAGCAUAGCCAUAAAUGAGAAAUAUUGGAUGAAUCUUCAAAAUGAUCCAGUAUUACUUCAGUAGUUCUAUUAACCUUAUCUAAUAACACAAUGUCUGACUUUGCCUGAGAAGUUUUCCACUUUUGGACAGAGGCUUAGAAAACUACAAACUGAACGAUAGGACGAGUGGUGUUCCUCACCCAUAUCCUGCCUUUCUUGAACCAAAGCAAACAUCUGAAACAGUUUGGAUGCAUCGCUUUGGGAAGCCACUGUCGGACUCAUGGACACUUCUUCCAGUGUUACGCACACCCAUCUCUUGUUGCCAGUCGCGCUCGCCUCAACAAAUGUAGCAUUGAAAAAGUGUUCUCGGUACAUUUUGGAGCUUCAUGUUGAUCAAGUGGAUGUCUGAGUGUACGUAUGGGAAUCAUGCAAUGUUAUCUCACUAAACGCUCCAUGUAGUUAUUAAAACUGAAUAAUGAAGCACUAAUUCUACUAGUCUACUGGAGAAGCAGUCAUGUAUUUCCUGUGUCCCUCGUUUUCCCUUUUAUCCAUAAAUGACGUUAUCUCACUUUUGAUUUUGUUUAAAUCUUUUUUUCUACUUUGAGUUCCAUUGAUUAUGUUGUUGUAGCAUCUUGUUGUUAGCAUCCUGACCUUUUUUGUAUUUCAUGUUUUUAAAUGGGCAUUCACGUCUUUCCAACCGCUAAGCAUGUGAAAAUGUCCCGGCGGGGGACGUCAGAUAUGCAUUCACCAUACUGUACUUGAAGCCUGUCUACUUGUAUUAUGGGAUUCAAACGUGGAAGAAAUAAUGUACUCUUCAGUUCUUUCCAGGUUGAAUAUUAUUCAAGUAAAACUAGGGAGCGGCACUAUGAAGUCUUGAACUUUAGAGAGUUAACUUUCAGGUGCUGUGAGAGCUCAGACUUGUUUUAGUCACAGAGCCCCCAUAUGAUAACUCACCUCUAAGCCUGACACAACGACUAUUUAUAACGUCCCAGACUGAAAGAAGACAAAGAAGAGGGGGUGCUGCUGUUGACUGUGGGACGUUUACAAUAAAGAUGGCGGUGUUAAUGAUGAAUGAGUGUUGCUUUGGGAACUCAAACUGCUGGUUGCUUUUGAACUAUUUGGAAAAGGAUGAAGAGAAGAUGUAAGAUCUGAAAUGCUCGUACAACUUGAGCCGUUACUAUUAUUAAAACGACAACAUUUCUUAAGAAAUAUUCCAUUUUAAACGUGUAACCAGUAUGUCUGACUAUGUAAUCUCUUUAAAUCAACCAAUAAAGACUCAAAGCAUUUGUCAUA